AUGGCAAGCAUUCGCGAGAUGCUCGAGACUGAGUGCUCGACGCAGGCUCAGGACAUCCCAUUAGGUGUUUCUGCCUUCAGUCAACUGAUGGAUGUCAGUGUAAUGCGGACCUUCAAAAAGAAGAUCAAGACAGAAAUAUCUGCCAAUCACGACAAGAAAGAAGUAUAA
This is a messenger RNA of Phytophthora nicotianae INRA-310, 168 nucleotides long. RefSeq lists its product as hypothetical. The transcript is spliced from 2 exons. The coding region runs from base 1 to 168 and encodes 55 amino acids. Lineage: Eukaryota; Oomycota; Peronosporomycetes; Peronosporales; Peronosporaceae. The record is from RefSeq and is a predicted model, not a curated record.